UUUUUUUUUUCUCUUAUCUCGGCGCACUAUAUUCCACGGAUUCAAAUUUCCCGGGAGUGGAUGCGUCAAAGUUUAGGGGAUGAUUUUCUAUUUUCUUUUUGUUUCUUCUAUAGUCUGCGAGUAAGUGCCGCGAAAAUAUCGUUCGAAUAGUGUGUCUUUCUCGGACGAAUAGCCGCGGGGGAAGGAAGUUAGAGCGAGUUUUACGAUUUCUUCGGAGAGAAAUGGGGACUUUUAUUUUACUUUGACCCUUAUACACGGCUCCCGAGUGCAGUUUUCUUCGUAACAUUCAAAAGCGCGAACGACAUCGAUUUCGCAUCCCAUUAUACCGGGAAAAAAACGUCAACAACAACAACGACGAUACUUCAGUACAGUAUAACUCUCUCGCAGCACAAAUUCCUAUAGAGCGCAGUGUGUCAAUGACUUUUCACGCUGGCCGUGUCUCCCCCCCCCCUCUGCCCUCGAGACGGACGCCGCGCGCGGCUGACUCACGAAACUCUCCUCUCUCGCUUCCACACGCCGCCGACGCUAUAGACUGACUCUCUCCUCGGAAUAGUAGUCUCCUCGUAGCCGUGUGUAUACGCGCGUGCAUUGCGCCGUUUCACUACUCUUAUAUACAGCUUUCCGUGCGCAUGUGUGACACUGCUAUUAUCGUACACACAUUGCAGAACGACCGCUUGCAUAUUUUCGCUCGUUUCGCGCACAGAAGUGAUCCUCGAUAUACGUUUAACGCACGUGUGUGUGUGUGUGCGUGAAGUGCAGUGCGCGCGUGUGUAAUAUACGUGUAUAGUAGUAGAGCAUCGAAGCGAGACAGAGAGAUGUGGAAGACUUGAGGCGAAUGGACUCGUCGCAGCUGCAGUAUUGGAGUAAAAAAUAAUUGUUGCAGUGAAGUACUUAGUACCGACGGUCGGUGCGCGAGAACUGCUGCAUCCGCGCGUGUGUAUGUGUGUGUAAGUUCCCGAGUGUGGAACAACGCGACGGAGAGAAGAGUGUACAGUUUGAGAACGAGAGAGAUAGAAAGAAAGAAAGAGAGAGAGAGAGAGAGAGAGAGAGAGAAGAGCCAGAAUGGUCCGUUUGCCGGAGCUGCUUUUGUUCGCCGAGGACGUCUGGAGGAAGACUCUCGGCAAACUCGGCCCGAACGGCGACAAGCACGCGGUCAAGUCCAAAAUGCCGUCAACGCUGGAAACUCCGGUGAGCAACGCGACGUCGACGUCGGAGCCGACGUCGACGACGGCCACGACGACGAUGACAACGGCGCCGAGUAAUAAUAACAACAAUAGCAACACAGCUGCUGCGGCGGCGACGAAAAAACGUUGCUGGCGGCGCAGAACCGUCCAUUUCACCGUGUUUCUCGCCGUUUUCUCGACGAUACUUAGUCUUCUAUGGGUUUACACCCUCACCGCCGAGUUGAGGAGGAAAGCCUUCGACAGGAACAUGACGCAGAACGUGCUGUACCACGUGUCGAUGGACAAUCCCCAGCUGGCCGCCUACAUCCGAGGAAUCCACAUGCACCCGACGAUGCGACAAGAACCCUUAAACGCGAGUCAGACUCCGGAGGAGCGAUUCGUCGCGUCCCAGUUCCAGAGCAAGCGCGAAGGCGUCUACAUCGAGUACAUGAGCAGAGUCGGCGCCGCCUCGACUACCGGCUGGCUGGAGGCGAGCCUCGACUGGCGCGGGGUCAUGAUUUUCACGGACCCGCGGAACUCGCUCGACGCCAAGAGGAGCAGCAGGAAUCCCAAGACGAGAGUCCUCCGAGCCUGUCUCAGCAAUGACAACGACACCAAAGAGAUAACGUAUCAUCAAGAGGCGGACGUGCAGGUGACGAAGCUAGGCGACGGUCCCAACAGUUUGGUUUUCUCGAAGGAGAGUCUGCCUGCGACGAGAUUGAUCUGCUUCCCGCUCUACUCGAUUCUGCUGGCCUACAACACGACGACCCUCGACUACUUGAGCCUGGACAGCACGGAAAUCCAGGACGGACUGGCACUGCAGCAGGUCCUCGACACGAUUCCCUGGAACUCGGUGCGGAUAUCCAUCCUGUCGAUCUACUGGAGCCCACAUCACAGCGAGGCCGAGACGGAGAGCGUCGUCAAAAAACUCAGCAGCCGUAGCUACAAGCGCGUCAAGAACAUCGGCACGGACAAGCUCGUCUUCCUCUACAACCGCGGGCUCAAGAUCUGAGAGCUACUGCUUGACUCGAAAAGAAAGUCUGCUCUGCAUAUGCCUUACACGAACGACAUCAUUCAAAACCGAUACUCACAUAUGAUACACCGACACUCACAGAGAUGAAGUACACCACACGAGAGAGAAAACCAAAAAAACGUAGAUACGAUUUUACCGUGAAUAUACAUAUACAUACCUUUUUUUACUUCGCGUCGUGAGAGAUUAGCGAGAAAGAGUGAGAGAAAGAUUGAAUGACUGUCGAAAAGCGCGCACGCUCACUUCCACUGUACGUAGAAAGUUAACGCGGAUUAUUCAUGCUGUGCUCGUGUAAAUGGACAUGUAAAUACGGACUCGAGGAUUAACAGUAUUCUUUUUUUCGCGUUAAAUCUCAUUUUAUUUCACUGCAUUUUUAUCACCACAUUGUGUUUUGUAUCCAUUCGUUUCGUUUAGUAUACGUACUCGAGAAAAAAUACACAAUAGGAAUGUGACUGUUAUACUAUAAGUUUUGUCUUAUUAAUGAUUCUCAGUUGAAAAACAAUCAUGAUUGUCGUCUACCUUAGUAUGCUUAAGCAUUGUGUGAUAGUACUUGAAAAGAACAAAAACACUUAGUACAUAAGCGUGAUCGUGUGCGACUUUUGUGUGUCAAUUUCAAAAUAUCGAAUUGAUUAACGCACUUAUCUGCCUCGGGGAGGCGAUAACCAGUGAGUUACUCGAAUACCUUAAUUACGGGCCUUACUAGAUGCGUAAGACGGUUAUGAUCUCGCGCCGAAGAAGAUGAGAGAUUGAGCUCUCUAUCGUCGCGAAUAUUUGCGUAGCCGAACUAUAUAUGUAAUGUAUUUAGGUGACUUGUGUAGAGAUUAGACUUGAUAAUGAGUAAGUCCAUAGUGUGUAAUCCAAAUCACCACUGGCGCAGAAUAUUCAUGAAAAAGUAACUGAUUUUUGUUGGAUGAAAUUUAUUUUAUUGUAAUUUUAACUGAUUUUGUUUACACUUUAUUCCAAUGCAGGAUAGCCCAUUAAAUUUAUAAUUAACUACGUUUAAUUUUUGUAUAUUUAAAGAAAAAUAAUGAAUCAAAUGAAUCGGUCUAGCAAAAAUCAAUUAAUUUAAAUUAGGUUUUCUUCAAUAAACCUAAAAUACCUACACAGACGUGUUGCGCUAAUAAAACAUAUGAAGUUUGAGUAAUAAACUAAAUAAAAUUUAUCAUCGUUGGUAAGUUAACGAUAUCUCGAUUAAACUAUUUUACUAAUUCGCACAAGUCAUGUGACUUUAACGAGCUUCUUCGAGCUUUCCUAUAUACUAUAGACAGAUUUUUUUGUAAAUUAUUAGAGAUACUACAAAGUAGUGAACUUUUUAAGGGAAAAAGGAUUUUUUAAUGUUGGUUUACUGUAUAAAUUAUCUUCAUUUCGUUUGCGAACUUUUUAAUUCCUUCGUUGAAAAGAAAAUCGUCAAUUAAUUGAUUACUUUGUCGUAUCUCUAUGUAAAUAACUCGAAUUAUUUGUUGGAUUAUACAAGAGUAUUAGUUCUCGAAAUUGUGAAAGCGACAUCAACGAUUAUUUUACAGAUCUGCAUCAGCUAACAUGCGACUAUUUUCUUUCUAUCAACUGUUAUUGCUAGCACUGGAUAUAUAACUAUACGACUGAUUCUAGAAACACAAAUUUAUCAUUAGGUAAUAAGCUUACGGUAAUAAGAGAAGGAUCCAAGUUUAGCUCUUAAAUACUGCAUUCUAACGGUUCUGAGAAUUGACUUUUUCAAUCGUCGCUAAAAGAAUUUUCCUAGAAACAUAUACAUGCUAUACUCGCAAAAAAUGGAAAUGGUUGGAAGUAUGUUAAGUAGUGUACUACAUCAAGAUACAGUUUUAUAUACAUUAUAAUUUCAAACUAAAGUAGCUUUAUGAUUUUUGCAUUUUUUUACAUCUGUUGCGUUUAGAGACUUAAGGAACGAUCUAUCAUUAUAUAUUUACUCGAGAUGCGUGAUUUCUCAAGCAAUAUAAUAAAUAACACUACUAUAUUUAUAA
This is a messenger RNA of Nasonia vitripennis (jewel wasp), 4169 nucleotides long. It is a transcript of the gene S, whose product is annotated as protein star. Bases 1063 to 2175 code for a protein of 370 amino acids. The transcript has 6 exons. The record is from RefSeq and is a predicted model, not a curated record. NCBI's taxonomy places the organism in Eukaryota, Metazoa, Arthropoda, Insecta, Hymenoptera, Pteromalidae.